UAAUUCCACGAGAAAUCCAGGCACUUCACUUGGGAACCCAGCUCUGCCAAGGUUGCUAAAAGUUACCCGCACCCGUUCACGGAAAAAAUCCAAAAAAAGACGACAUGGUUCAAAUAACAGGAAGUCACGUGGUAAAGAAUUAGACAGAAGAAAAAGACGGAAAGGCAGUCGGGAAUCUGCUUCAUCCUCUAAACCAGCUGCUCCUGUAGUGCAGAUAUGUGGAGUGUCAGAGAGUUCAGACGAUGACAUCAUAGCAUUGGAGGAUUUACCUUCUCGCCCCGCGGCCGCUCCUGAGGUAGUCCUACCAGCUCAAGCUAGACCAGAGAAGCAAGUUCCCGGUGGGCAAAACACGAUGGCAAAGGCAGGUAAUGGCGCCAACUUUCCAGUUGGACAGCCUGGUAGGCCACGCCCUGGCUCAGCUCUCAGGGGGGAGGAGGAGCAGCAGGUGGAGAAUCUUGUUUCUCUACCCAUCCCUCUUCCUGGACCAGGAGAUAAAGUGGUUUCAGUUGAUGUAGAACCAGGAGCUCCAGUUAACCGUAACGACCAGUUGCGAGGUGGAUCAAGAGUAGAGAUAAAGGCAGAACUACUUGCCUUGAAGGAACUAGAAGGUUCUGCUUCAACUGUUCAGUGGAAAGGUUUCUGUGUAUCCUGUGGAGCACGAGGAAGUACAGAACACUAUGACGUGCACAACAAGUGCAAGAAGCUGCUUUCCUGGGAGAAGAAGGGGUUCAAGGCCAACUGUAAAUAUUGUAAUGAGAAUACACACUGGGUGGAUGGAUGUCCUUAUCUUGCCUCAUUCUGCUUCCGCUGUUGGUGCUGGGGUCACAUGGAUGCCUGCCAUGCCAAGUUUGAUGAUGAAUUUAUUAACUCUCUGAAGGAGUCUUAUUCACAGCACAGGUUGAUGUUUCAUUCCGCCACCAAGGAACACAUUCCUCCGGCCAACCUGAAGAAGGGAGAUGGAUGGAUAUACCAGGGAACCAGAGCUGAUCUAGUUUCAUAUGCAGAGAAUAUUCAACCUGAGGGAACCUUUCAACCUUGGCUCAAUAUCAACUGGGGAUAGUUUCCUCAAUCACCUAUCAAUCAAUCAGUCAAUCAAUUAAUCAAUAUAGCAUUGAUCAUAGAGAUGUUCUGGUUUGGAAAAAAGAUUAAAACCAAAGAAACUCUUUGGUCAACAUCUAAAACAACAAGAUACAUUCUUUAAAUAUUUUAAUAUACAAUAAAUGAAAUUUAUUUUAAA
Molecule: messenger RNA, 1237 nt
Organism: Eurytemora carolleeae
Lineage: Eukaryota; Metazoa; Arthropoda; Copepoda; Calanoida; Temoridae
Exons: 11
Coding region: 353-1060 (235 amino acids)
Source: RefSeq, a predicted model, not a curated record